ACCCAUAAAAUCCAUUAGCCUUGUAUAGUCGGGAUAAUCUAACCUCAAAUUCCACAAAUUCAAGCUACUUUAUACCGAAAAUAUAUUAACGUCAAAAAUUGAUCAGAAAUUCAAAUUCAAAUUCAAAUUCAAAUUCAAAUUCAUAAAAGGAAAGGGAGGAAAGGAAAGGAAAGGGAAGGAAAGGAAAGGACAGGAAAGGAAAGGGAAAAUGGAUUCAACUUAUACACCUCAAUCCCCCGAUCUAUCGGGUUUCUUAGCACCUGGUACAUAUAAAAAUCAGCAAACCUCAUCAUAUGCACCCAGAUCACCGGUAAUUCCUGAUUUUAGUACUCUUGCAUCCUCAAGAGCCUCGCCAUCAAUUCAACCACAAAAUCAAUAUAUAAAUUACCAACGAAAUCAAAGAAAUCAACAAAUAUUUACUCCCGGUGGAGAUGCAAUAAAUGAAUUUGAUCAAUACGAUUCAAGUCAACAUAUGCCACCAAUUCCAGCUUUACCUUCUACGCAUUUAUUACAUUCCUUCGGAAUCCAAGGAACAAAUUCAUCAAAUUCAUCAAAUCCAUCAAAUUCAUUUAUAACGGCCCCACAAUUUUACUACCCCUCUCACUCUCACUCUCACUCUCAGACCAUCAAAUCAGAAUUUGACUAUAAUAACAAUUCAUCUCCAGCUAUCGUCGCUAACUCACAAUUUCAUCAAUCUCAUCAAUCUCAUCAAUCUCAUCAAUCUCAUCAAUCUCAUCAAUCUCAAUCUCAAUCUCAAAACACUUCAACUACCAUAUUUUCCGAAAUCCCUUACAACAAUCGUAUCCCAUCACCUUUUGACCUUACAUCCAACAAUCCUACAUCUGUAUACCAGUCCAACAAUAAUAACUCAUCUCUCUCUCGCCAAAAUUAUACCCCAAACCCACUGGAUAUGUCAACGCGAGAACCACGGCAACCACGCGUUAAAUCUCAACCCAAUAUCCCAAAUACAUUCGACCCAUCCUCUCAAUACAAUACCAACAUGUCAACUUACCCGCUAGGUCCUCAACUACCUCUCGCAAGUGCUCCUCCUCCGCCUACGACGACGACCAAAAAUCCAAAUCCCGACAAUAUAGAGAUUCGCACAAAAUUCCCCGUCGCCCGCAUAAAACGCAUCAUGCAAGCCGAUGAAGAAGUAGGAAAGGUAGCUCAAGUAACACCGGUUGCAGUGAGCAAGGCAUUGGAGCUUUUUAUGAUUAGUUUGGUGCAAGGAGCUGCGAGGGUGGCGAGGAGAAAGGUGGAAAGAGGGUUACGGCGGGUGUUUGAAGAGGGUUGUGGAGGGGAUGAACAGUUUGAUUUUUGA
Sclerotinia trifoliorum is the source of this 1321-nucleotide messenger RNA. The record is from the annotation of a GenBank genome assembly. NCBI's taxonomy places the organism in Eukaryota, Fungi, Ascomycota, Leotiomycetes, Helotiales, Sclerotiniaceae.